AUGUCCGACCCUUCCCUCGCCGACAAACCGCUCUCAGAACUCAACGACCACGAUAUUGCCUCUCUCACCGCCGCUCUAAAAGACCAAGAGGCAGCGCAGCGUCCGCUGGUCGGCCAGCUUGAACCUCUGGAUCAUCUGCGAGACGAGUACGCACGAGGGUCGGGCGUGUUUGUUGCCAAGAUUGAUCGGUUGAAGCAGGAUGGAUGGACUGGGUUGAGACGGGCGAGGGGAGACGGGGAUUGCUUCUACCGCAGCUUCAUCUUCUCCCUCCUCGAGACCUACCUCCCCCUCCACGCUUCGCACUCGCUCUACCUCCUCAGCAAGUUCUCAAACCUCCUACCCCUUCUCACGGCAUGCGGAUUCGAGCAGAUGGUCUGGGAGGACUUCUGGGAGCCGCUGCGGGACUUGCUGUACCAGAUGGGUCCGGAAGAGAAGGACGGUGGGAAGAGGAAAGACGGGAUGGAGCGAUUGACGCGUGAUGGAUUGAUGAAAGCGUUCAAUGAUGCGGAGACCAACAGCUGCAUCAUCGUCAUUCUCCGCCUCAUCACGUCCGCCUACCUUCGCACCCACUCCGACGAAUUCUCGCCAUUUCUCUUCGCCCUCGAAAACGACCCUCGCUUCGCGGCAGAUGGCGGCAUCACGAUGAAGGAUUUCUGCGAACGGGAGGUCGAGGCCGUCUCGCGCGAAGCCGACCACCUCGCCAUCACCGCCCUCACGCGCGCCCUGCACGUCCCGCUCCGCAUCGCCUACCUCGACCAGUCUUUGAUGCCGUACGGCUGUGGCGGGGAACAGGAGACGGGCGAAGUCAACUUUGUCGAAUUCGAGGAGGAGGCGAUGAAGGAGGGUGAGAGGGGUGUGGAGGGGGCGCUGCUGUACCGACCAGGGCACUACGACAUGCUCUACCGGUGA
This is a messenger RNA of Rhodotorula toruloides NP11, 909 nucleotides long. RefSeq names its product ubiquitin thioesterase protein OTUB1. The coding region runs from base 1 to 909 and encodes 302 amino acids. Gene Ontology annotation, cellular component: nucleus. Gene Ontology annotation, molecular function: ubiquitin binding; cysteine-type deubiquitinase activity. The record is from RefSeq and is a predicted model, not a curated record. Gene Ontology annotation, biological process: protein K48-linked deubiquitination. The transcript is spliced from 6 exons. Lineage: Eukaryota; Fungi; Basidiomycota; Microbotryomycetes; Sporidiobolales; Sporidiobolaceae.